GUCGGCUAAGGGGCUCAGGACAAAAUGAUUGGCUCCGAUUUUGCACUGUUACAACGCAGCCAAAACAUUCUCUGUCCAGGAUCCUUCGCUAUCGGAGCCGAAAUCUUGGACCCCACGCGCCAGCUCAGUUCAACACGUUGUGCACUGGGUCCCUACAUUUCCCCUUUCGAUUCUCUCCCGCGAAACCCGCACUAAGCCCUAAAACGAUGUCGUCUUGCUCAAUCCUCUUCCUCCCCAAUCCAUAUUUCAACAGUGUUUCAACCCCGUCUCUCUCUCUCCUCCGGUUCUCUCGAGACAAGGCCAAAUCCUCCCAUUUUACCCCCAAAAUCUAGCUCAAUUUAAAAAAAGAAAAUAAAUAACAGUUACAUUAAGUAAAGUGAUGGAUCGGAGGACGGAGAGUCCCGUGUACGGGCCACAGUGGAGCGGUGGAUCGAGUAGCUCGGGUUCGUCGUCUCCCGCUCAUCCGCAGUCGCUGUUGCAGCCGGGUGCCGCCGGUGGUUUCUCAACCAUCAAGCGCACACAAAACGUAGCCGCCAAAGCCGCUGCUCAACGACUCGCUCAAGUCAUGGCUUCGCAGACCACCGACGACGAUGAGGAAGACGACGAUCUAGGUUUCCAGUUCGGCGGUCCUUCUGUACCUACUAGCUUCUCUAAUAACGGUUUAAAUCACAGUACUUUGCCCGCAAUCUCUGUCACUCGGCCUAAUAGAUCUGCCUCCCCUGCGUUAGGUCGGAAUUUUGUAGAGCAUGCGCCUUCGGUGCGGUCCACGUCAGCAGGGAGGCCGGCAAUGUCGAUGCGGUCAACGACGCCAACAUUGUUGCCGCCGAGUAGAACUUCAGUUCGCACGCCAGUUACUAUACCUCCGAUUGAUCCUCCUAAUAGAAGCAGAGAUAAAAGGUUUACAGCUGAUGUAGGACAACUCAAAGCAAAAGACACUGGAGAUCAGCGUGAAGCUUCUGCACUUUGUGAUGAACUUGAUAUGCUACAAGAAGAGAAUGAGAACCUACUUGACAAGCUUCAUUCUGCUGAAGAAAGACGUGAAGAAGCAGAAGCAAGAGCUAGGGAGCUUGAGAAACAGGUCGCUUCCUUAGGAGAAGGUGUAUCUCUGGAAGCCAAAUUAUUAAGUAGGAAGGAAGCAGCUUUGCGUCAAAGGGAGGCUGCUCUUAAGGCUGCAAAACAGACAAAGGAUUGUAGGGAGGAGGAAAUUGCGGCCCUUCAUUCAGAACUUGAGAACUUGAAGGAUGGAACUGCUACAGUCAUGGAACAGCUCCAUGAAGCAGAAUCUGAAACAAAAGCUCUUCGCUUAAUGACACAGAGAAUGAUUUUGACUCAGGAAGAGAUGGAGGAAGUUGUCCUGAAGAGAUGUUGGCUUGCUCGUUACUGGGGAUUAGCUGUACAGCAUGGCAUAUGUGCAGAUAUAGCAGUGUCAAAGCAUGAAUAUUGGUCUGCAUUGGCUCCUCUUCCAUUUGAAGUUGUUGUUUCUGCUGGACAAAAGGCUAACGAGGAGGCCUGGGAUAGAGGUGGUGGUGAUCCAGACCGGAGUAAACUUGUCCGGGAUGUGAAUGAUCUGACAGGAGAAGGAAAUAUUGAGAGUAUGCUCUCAGUUGAAAUGGGCCUAAGGGAAUUGGCAUCUUUGAAGGUUGAAGACGCUGUUUUACAUGCAUUAGGCAGGCACAGACGACUGAGUUUGCUUCAUCAAUCCAUCUCAGAUUCAAAGUCAACAGGUGAUCCUAAGUUGAUAGAUGCAUUUGAACUAAGUGAAGAGGAGGGAGAAGAUGUUCUUUUCAAAGAGGCUUGGUUAACAUAUUUCUGGAGAAGAGCCAAAGUACAUGGUAUUGAAGAGGAUAUUGCAGAAGAGCGGCUUCGAUUUUGGAUCAGCCAUAGUGGGCAGACCCCUACUUCACACAAUGCUGUGGAUGUUGAUCGAGGUUUAUAUGAGCUGCGGAAGUUGGGUAUAGAACAGCAGCUUUGGGAAGCAUCUCGUAAAGAAAUUGACCAGCCAUCUGCUGCAUCAAUGUCUAAUCACAAAGAUUUGGACAACGCUUUGUGAUCUGUUUCGUCCUUCUCCCCGUCUUCUUCUUUUUUCGCCAUCUUGAUAAGUUUGCAUCAAAUUUUAAGUUUUUAUAUUUAUUGUUCAAUUUUUUUCAUUAAUUUUUAUUACAGCUUGCUUAAAUUUCACAGUUUUGAUUUCUUGUCUUUGGUUUAAUUUGACGACCCGAUACCUGGUGUAAUAGAUCUUGAUACUUGUUUGAGCUUCAAGUGAAGAUCCCAAGUAACAUUUUGGAGGUUCAUUUCGAUCGUAAUUGCUGCAAUAUUUGUGCAUAAGAUGCAUCGUGCCUGUUUUUCAUGUUUCAUCUGUGCUAAGUGGGUAUUUUCGCCUGUGAAAGCGAAAUUUGGGUCAGCUUUAAAUGAUGUAUGGCUGAUUGUAAGUACAUAAAGAAAUUGUGAGAAAAAGAUCUGAUCACUUGCUGUUGUCCACUUAACUUUCUUAUUCUGUGUAAAUGUAAAUACAGCAAUGGCGCAUAACUUGGUAAGUUUUUCAGGUAUGGCGACUGGUGUCACCAAUCAAACUGAAAGCAAUCCAGAAAAAGAGACAUGGGUUUGUACUUGUAGAUCAAGAAAAGUUGAUUAAUCCAUCCGUUUAUUGAAUAAGCAAAAAAACAACUAUUGAAUCACUGUUGAUAUUGGACCUGCCAAUAAACUUCAGGAUGCCUUUGUCCUCUCAAGAAUAUUAAGAAGUGAAAAAUGGAAAGUAAUCCUGUAAAGCCACUUUCCGAGGAGCAUGCUCUAUGUUUUUUCUCCUUUGUCAAAAGGGAUAUACAAGGUCUUUUAGGAGGUCUUGCUUGUUCAACUCUUUGAGGAAAAACACAACAAAAGGAACAUAACUAUAGUAUCUCAGAACCAAUUCAGAUUUCAGAACCUCUUACAUAAAAGCAGAUCAGGUACCAUAUUCCAUUCUCUUUCCUCUUUCAAGCCAGCAUCGUAUGCUGACUCGGCCGAAAUAUGAGCAGUGACUCCAGCAACCCAUAGAGUCUCUCAGACAUCUCUUUCAACACCAUUUCAUGCUUGCCUGCAAGCAAAAAGCUAGAAUUGUAAUGAUAAUAAAAACCCAACUUCAUAGUGGCAGACAGUAUAUCUUGUCAAAACAAGAUUUUAGCUACCUCUGAAAGAGUUACAUAGAGAACUAACCAACAGAACUGAAUUUUUCUGUCAUGACCUUAAGCUUCUGCAACUUAAUUUUUGUUCUUCUACCGUGUUGUUGAAAGCAUUCUGGAUUAUUAGCUGCUUAACCUUGAGAUCCCUACAAUCUCUAUUGUUGGUUCACUAAUCAAGGCUGGAAUCCAGGUCUUGGUUUACAGGUAAUGAAAUCUCAAUGCUAUAUAACCUGAACAACAUCAUGAAGGCUUUGCGGCUCACAAAUUUGGUUCAUCUUACAGUGGAGAUCAGGAUUCCGUAAUCCCAUUGACUGGAAGCCGCGCCCUGGUAGGUGGAUUGGCAAAGGAGUUAGGAUUGGAAACAACUGUACCUUACAGAGUUUGGUUUGAGAGGAAGCAGGUGUUUUCAUUAAUAAAGGGAAAUUAUUUGGUUCUUUUUAUGAUUUGCCUGACAAAAAUGAAUGAAACAGUGCAUUUUGCCAGAAUUUUAAACUACAUUAUCAUGUUUGUGAUUUCUUUUUCUUUUCUGUUUGGUGGGUGGACUCAAGUGUAUAGUAAUACCCUCUCAUUUACCACAAGAUGAAUCGGUAACAACCCAAUAUCUUCUGCCUCCUACCAACCAACAUGAAGUUGACGAAACCAAGGAAUCUUUUCGGCACUAAAAUUUACAAACCAGGCUCUGAUUAUCUAAAUGCUUGCCGUGGUUUCAACUACUUAGCUCAUACAGCAUUUAUAUGACUUGACAAGAAAACCAACAGACCUGAUAUGACAGUUAAAACCUCUUGUCCCUGAAUUCAUGUCUAGGUUCCUCCGUAACUAGGCUGUAAAGAGAAUUUGUUCCAGGCCUUGGUGACGCGGCAUAAGUUUUAUAUCAUGGUUCAAGAGUUAAGCAUUUCUAAGAUAUAAAUCUAGAGAUCGGGUCAAAACAGCUCUAAAUAUGAACAAGGU
This is a messenger RNA of Durio zibethinus, 4103 nucleotides long. RefSeq names its product coiled-coil domain-containing protein SCD2-like. NCBI's taxonomy places the organism in Eukaryota, Viridiplantae, Streptophyta, Magnoliopsida, Malvales, Malvaceae. Gene Ontology annotation, biological process: cytokinesis by cell plate formation. The record is from RefSeq and is a predicted model, not a curated record.